Brassica rapa (field mustard) is the source of this 7562-nucleotide messenger RNA. RefSeq names its product transcription factor MYB36. NCBI's taxonomy places the organism in Eukaryota, Viridiplantae, Streptophyta, Magnoliopsida, Brassicales, Brassicaceae. The record is from RefSeq and is a predicted model, not a curated record.
UGUUAAGAGUCAAUAUGUGAUGUAUGAAUGAUGUAUACCAUAUAAUACGGAAGCAAAUUAAGUAAAGUGUGUAUAAGACUACAAGCUUUAUGAGUACACUAUAAGUAAUGGUUGAAUUCUGAAAAAAUAGUCGUAUUAGUAUCUAGUAUUAUAAGGCAAGUGCGAGGUUAAAAUACGUGACACCAUUUAAGAAACCAAUGUCUCUUCUACAACAUAUACACAUAUACGGUAUGUUUUUGUUUAAUUAUGACCUCUUAUAACUUAUAAGUCUUUAAUUACAACACCUAACACGCGCUAAUGACAUUUUUCAUAUCCCAAACUCACACGUACACACCCACACGUACCAUAUUUAUAUACUACUCUUUAAUAAAAUUAUAUGAGCCGAUAGCAUACAGUUCAUCAAAUAAAUAUUAUAAAUGAAAUAUAAUGUCUAAAGCUGCAUACAUAUAAAAGGACAACAAUCAUUUACCGUCUCAUUGCAAAGGAAGUUACGUACGGUAUUGUGUUAGUCAACCCAAGUGACGUGAUGAUGAGUGACACUUUUCUUGGAUUAGUUUUUUGCUGGUAAAAAGAAAAUAUUCGUUAUAAUAUAAAACUGGUAAACUGAAUUCUUAUCUUGAAUUUUUUUGGAGGAGGGGGAAUAACAGAGAUUUUACGAGGAAAAAUAAAGGCCACAUCAUAAAAAGGAAAUCUACAAGUGAAAAUAUGUUAUUAAUUUUUUAUUUUUUAAUCAUAUUAUAAACUACAUCACCUUUUAAUUUAUUAAUUGUAGUGGAACGUAUUUACUCAAAGUUAUGAUCCUAUUAAAUUUGUUGUUUGGUUUGUUGCUAUGUCUUAUAAACUCUUCUAAUAUGUUGAUAACUUGCCAUUAGACUUUAUCCUAAGGCUUAAAAUGUUUAAGAUUUACAUAUAAGUACAAAUGUACAAUACAUCUGAAUUCGAGAUUUAGUUGGAUCCAAUACUUAAAAUGUUUUUCUUCCUUAAAAUAAAAUUUGCUACAUGAUUAUUUUGUUUUUAAUACGAGAAACAUAAAGAACCCACUAAAUGUAAUGAAUUCAGGAAAUAGUAAGAACAUAGGUUGUCCUAUACAAACAUGAUAAACUCAAAUCAAAGUUAGCAUUUAGCAAUGACUUUAUAAAGCAUAGGGAUCAAAGUUAAAAAUGAAUUAGAUCGGAUGUCGUAGUUUUUUGAAGUAUUCGGAAUCCGAUUCAUUCCCUUGGAUCGGUAAUUUUAUAAUUCAUUUUCAUUCGAUUUAUUUUAGCACUAUCUGAAUAUUUGGUAUCCGAGUAUCUAAUAAAUAUGUAUUUUAACGAGAUAUUUGAUUCAAAAUAUAAAUAAAAUAAUUUUUAAAAUUUUUAAAAUCUUAAAAAGUAAAUUUAAUGAAAAAAUAUUUCAUUAUAAAAACUAUAAUCUCUUAAAAUUGUAGUGAAACAAAUAUUAUUAAACUUUUAUUUACAGGAAUCUUCUUUAUAAAUAAAGUCAAGUUAUCUGCCUGCUUAGGCUAUCCACGUCGCUCUGGAGAGGGGGCCUUUUUCACCACGUGUCGACACGCUGAGACGUCGGUGUAUCUCACGCGUUUUAUUUGUUCCGCUCGUCACUUUACAGAUUUGCUGCUUUCUCGGAAGAAAGCACGAGUGGAAUGAGUCCAUUUAUAUCCCGAACAACCACGUUAUCUCUACCGGUUUAUGUUUUAGUAUUUUGAGCUUCGCUCCUUAGUUUAAGUACGUUCAAUAUUCCUGCUUUGUUAUUUUUAAAAAAAAAUCUGUCUCGUGGUCUCGUGGUCUCGUGGUUGUUCGUUUCUUUUAUUAAAUAAGACUCUUUUCGUAUUAACAAUUUACAUUGUUCGAUUUAUUAGUCCCACGCUCAAGUAGCCUUUUCUGUGGCGAUCUAGCAGAUGAAACUAAUCAGACUUGCAAAACACGCAACAAGUUUUCACCUUACGAAUGUAAAUUUUGGGGUUUAUUUUUUUGAAACAUGUAGCAAGCGACUGAACCACACUUCUGAGGCUGAUACUUUCCAAUAUUACAGAAACAAAAUAUCAUUAGCGAUGAUAAUAAGAGAUUAAGCCACUCUUCUGUCGCAUGACCAAUAUAAAAUCCAUGUGCUUGAUCGAGUGCAGUGUAAAUCCCGUUGAAUUUUUCAAAACUUUAGAUAUAAAUCUCAGUAGAAGCGACAUUAUUCCAUCUAAGUACAUAGUAAAACAUCCACUCAUGAUCAUAACAAUCUUUACGAGAAUUUGUUUAUGCUAAGUAUUAGAUAAUGUAUACAAAUUUCCUCAAAAUAAGUUAUAAGGAAAACACUAAUUCGUGAUGCUAAAAACAACUCGGAAAGAAUAAAUUUGUAUACAACUAAAACAUUAUUUUACAUCGCAAAAAAAUAUUUGGUUUUCAAUACAAAGUGAUACUUAUAAAACCAAGCUAAACGAUAACUCAGUUGGUCAUAAACGGCACUCCCUAUAAAAACUUACGAUAAAUAAUAGUAAUGUCUUGGUUAGCUAAACCAAAGACUCCUAAACAAUUUAAACCACCAAUUUAAUUCCUUACGAUAUAUUAAUAUCUCCAAUAAAUAUUAAAACCUUCAAAUGAUUUUAAAAUUCCAGAUAUUCUCUUCCUUUUUUGAUACGCUACCUAAAAAAAUCAAAGGAUUGAACGUUAGCAAAUUUAUAUAACUUUCAAAAAGAGUUGCAAUGCAUAUUAAAUCAAAAAUUAAUAACUUAAUUUGAAAGGAACAUAUACAACACCAAUCAGAGUUUCGAAAUUACAAUUCCAACUAUACAAAGCAAAACCAAGGAAAGAUAAAAUAAACCAAACUAACCUGAAAGCUAACCGGGUCUGUACAAAAAUAAGUUGUCCAGUCUUUAAAGAAAAUAAUCUAUGAUGCUUGCAUGCCUUAAAAAUAAAAAUAAAAAUAAAAAAGUAAUUCUCAUUUCUUUACUUUGUAAUUUUUUUUAAUUUAAUAUAUGAUAAACUAUUUCUCCUCUUAUAUAUAUUUCAAUUCCUCACCCUUUCUCAUCCAAAAAAACCAGCAACCUCCAAAAAUACCACAUAUGUGGUAAUGUAAAAUUCAAUCAUAUAUUGCGUUUCCAAGCAACUUAUACAUACAUCAACUUAACAUGAAUUACAAAUUCAAUCAGAAAUGACUUUUUCAGUUUAUUAGACAACUCAACGUACAACACCGGCGCGUAGCGCCGGCAAACCCCUAGUAAUAUAUAUUUCCAAGAAUAUUAAAGAAUAAUUCUACAAUAUUUUAAAACUUCCAUUAAAAAUAAUUAUGAAACUUUUUAAAAAUAAUUAUACAAUAUAUAUAGUAUCAACUUUGUAUAUGUAAAUAACUCUAAUUAACAUAUUUACCAAAAACAACAUUAUACUCUAACAAUAUAUAUAUAUAUAUAUAUAUAUAUAUAUAUAUAUAUGUUGGAUCAUAUCGAAUAUCAGUGUUUUAAAUUUAUAAUAUUUGUGACUUUAUUCAUUUUAAUAGUUAUUGUAUAUUAUUAUUUGAUUUGAUGUGUACCUUGGAUAUCUAAUUUUUUUUAUUAGAUCAAAAUAGAUAACAAAAUCAAUAAAAAUUUACGAAUAUUUUGCUACUUCUAAUAACAUCAGACACAUGAAUAAAGUAUAAUUUUAUGUGUACACUAGUCAUUAUAUGUAUAUAUGCAUAUAUUUAAUCACUAACCAGCUCGAUUGUUAUGUCUUAAAGCUUGGUAUUUUUCUAAUGCAUCGAUUCUAUGGUUCUGAAAAAGGACAACAAGAAACAUUUGUGUUGCUUUUAUUGAACUCUGAAUUAUCUGGUGUCUUCAAUCUUUUAUUUUUAUAUUUACUGCAUAAAAUAUUUUAUUUUAUUGUAAGGAAUAUUAAAUAUAAAUAAUAUCAGUUGCUCCUUUUGAAAAUUUGAUGGCUUCCUCUUGUUAUUUUGUUGCAUAGUUGUGGUUCCUUAGCUCACUUGAUUAUUUAACUAACUAAUAACUAUCUUUUGAUAGAAUAUAUUAUUUAAUAAUACGAUUUAAACAUUUCAAACAACAUCUUUGUGAUCGAUCAAGGCCAAUUAGUGUAAGUUGUCUGGUUGUUCCGAUCAAUUAUUGUAUUUAGGCUCCUCACUUUUCAUUAAGAAAAGUCUUUGAGACCCAAUCAGUUUAAUUAAUUUCCACAGUUUCAUCGGCAACAUUAAUAAAUCCUAAAUAAACGUUAGAAAAUAUAACUAAAUAUAAAAAUCAUAUACCUAUAGAAUAUAUAUAUAUAUAUAUUAGAAAAGCAAACUAAAUGUUAUAUUGCGAAGGAAUCAUAUAAAUAUUUUAGUUACUAGUAAAAUAAACUUUACUCACUUUAAAACGCAACUCUUGUAUGGUUGGAAAAGCCAUUAGCAUUUUUAAUUAAUUGUCGUUGACCUGAUUCAUGCAAAGUAAUUUUGAUAUAUAUAUUAACCAUUUUAGCGGUAUAUCUAAUUAUGGUUAUAAGAAAUUUAAAUUAAUUUGCAAAGGAAAUCUAGAUAAAUGACAUCUGUUAAAUUACUAUUAGCAAAUAACGAAAUGGUACCUAAAAUUAAAAGGCUUAUAUAAGAAAUUUAAUGCAUGAUUUAGUUGAUAGUACUUUCAAAAUUGUUUUCAUUGAGUAUUUUUGUAGAUGCUUUUAACGAAAGUUAACAUACACGAGGGUAUAAAAAAAUUAAAAACAAAUGUCAAAGUUGCAUGGCGGUAAUGGAAAUCCGUUUAGUUUUUUAAUGUCUAAAGAAAAUUUCUUUAACAAAUUAAAAAGGAAUGUUAAAGAAAAAAAUCAAACGUGGUUACCUAAACAAGACAACCUUCAAAAUGAUCAGAUUUGUUGAUUAAAUCGCUAAAACUGAACUUUCUUCUGAUAUGAUCAUUGUUUAAGCGAUUACACUUCUGAACAUUUUCAUAUUUUCAUAUUUAUAUAUUUACGUAUUCCUAUUAGAUUCUAUUUGAAGUUGAAAAUACACCCAGUGCAUCUAUAUUAUAGCAUCCAUAUAAACUAUAUAUAUUAGUAUAGUGUACUCGUAUGUGUUAUUGUGCAUAUGUGUAAAAGAAACUAUAAGUCAAAGAACAAGAGUUUCUUUUUUCAAAAAAAAAAAGAACAUGAGUUUCUAGAAUCAAACUAAGAAAGAAAUAAACGGCCUAGACAUGGAAAUAAAUGCUUACUUUGAGAUGAAGUCAAACUUAUUUUGCAAGGAGUCAUAUAACAGUAUAUGUUUGGUCUUUCUCGAUAUCGACGUUUCUCCUUACGGCACACGCAUUUUCAUACUCAUCAUGUUACAUUUUUUUUUUGAAAAUAACUCAUCAUGUUACAUCAUCGGUUAAUAUCUUAGAAGCUUCGUCAAACUGCAGUUUCUAUAAUUGAGCACUGAGUGUUUUUAACAGAGUCAGUAACCAAGAAACGUUUUAUUUAAACGGAAAACUACGUGGUGGGUGAGAGUUGCAUGGUUGAAAGAAAAAAACACAAUUGAAACACAUUGUAUUAUUCUGCCUUUCUAUGGAUUGAUAAUUAUAAUUAUUACUGUCUUACUUCUGCUAGUUCACGUACAAUAUAUUUACUUAUAAACAGAAUCCCAAAUAAUGUCGCAGGGGUUUGGUAAGUAGUCUUACUAGUAAGAAUUUAUUAUUUUUCUCAAAUUCUUUAGUCAAGAAAAAUGGUACUCAAAUGUUCAUAUUUUUCUUCUAAGAAACAAAAAAUUUAACAUGCUUGAGUUUCUUAUUUAGGCCACACAUUAUGCAAGUUCUGAAAACUCUCUUGGCUAUUUACUCAAAAUUUUCUGUCAUAAGAAAGUCAAGAGCUUGUAUACCUUUUCUAACAGAAUUCACUUAUUCAAACCAUUAUUAUAAAGUUAAGCAAAUUAUCCAGAUUCAAGAGGUACGUCAGAAGUUAAAAAUAACUAAUUAGCGAUGACAUUUGAUUGGCUAUAGAGGGGAACAUUUCAACCCAAGUCACGACAAAUCAAGGCGAUGGUUUUUUCCUGCCCUCUAAUUUGAUCAGUUAAUUAAAAUAUAUAAAGUGCUAUACAAUUGGACACAAUUUCACGCAAGUCUUUCUUUGCGUUAAUGAUUAUUAAAACUGAGACAACUUUCCACAUUUUUUAAAUAGAUAAAGAAAGAAAGGUUAGAAAACUAAUCCAAAAAGCAGAAAAAGCAAAAACCCUAGUCCGAAAAUAAUACAAUUAGGGUUGAAGUUGAAUUAUAUUAAAAUAAAUAGAAGGCCGAGAAGACUUUUUUUAUAAACUUUAUUAUUACAUUUUCAGUUAUAAUAAUCAUCAAUAACACCUUCCUUUUCUCGUCUUUAUAAACCAUCCCUUCUAAGCAUUAGAUCAUUUCAUCAUCAUCAAACAUAAUAACACUUCGAAAAAGAAGAGCAACAAGAACAAGAAAAGACAAAAAGAUUCGUAAGAAAAUGGGAAGAGCUCCAUGCUGCGACAAGGCAAACGUGAAAAAAGGGCCAUGGUCGCCUGAAGAAGAUGUGAAGCUCAAGGACUACAUCGACAAAUAUGGCACUGGUGGCAACUGGAUCGCACUGCCUCAGAAAGUUGGGUUGAAGAGAUGUGGUAAGAGUUGCAGACUGAGAUGGCUUAAUUACUUAAGACCAAACAUCAAACAUGGUGGCUUUUCUGAGGAAGAAGAUAGUAUCAUCUUGAGUCUUUACAUCAGCAUUGGAAGCCGGUGGUCUAUAAUUGCAGCUCAGCUUCCUGGAAGGACAGACAAUGAUAUAAAAAAUUACUGGAACACAAAACUGAAGAAGAAGCUGCUCGGAAGACAGAAACAAAUGAAUCGCCAAGACUCGAUUGCUGAUUCGAAUGAAAACAAUAUCAGCAGCAACAACAACAAGAGUCCUCAAAAUCUUAGUAAUUCGGCACUAGAGAGGCUUCAACUUCACAUGCAGCUUCAGAAUCUACAAAGCCCUUUCUCUAGUUUCUAUAACAACCCUAUGUUGUGGCCCAAGCUUCAUCCACUACUGCAGAGCACUCCUGAUCAAAACUCUAAACUUGGAUCCCAAGAAAGCUUCCACCCUCUAGGAGUUAACGUUGUUCAUCAGAACAAUAAUAUCAAGCUAGCUGAGAUCAACGAUGGAGUCUCUCCUCUCUAUUCAGAGAACGUAGAGCAAUCCCUAAACCCUACUCACGGAUUUCAACCUAAUUUCGUUUUUUCGCAGGAUCUUCAGUUAGAUAAUCAUAACAUGGACCUUAUGAACAGAGGUGGUUCUAAAGAAUUGUUUCAAGUGGGCAACGAGUUUGAGCUAACGAACGGUUCGAGUUGGUGGUCGGAGGAAGUCGAGUUAGAGAGGAAAACAAUAUCGUCGAGUUCUUGGGGAUCAGCUUCUGUUCUUGAUCAGACGACUGACGGAGUGGUUAUGCUUCAAGAUUAUGGUCAGAUGAGCUACCAUAGUGUGUAAUAAUUUAUAUCAUGCAUAUAUACAUUUAUGUAUAAUUAUAGGAAUGGAUUAUUGAUGAUUAUGUAUUAUUACGAUCAUAAGCUUAUAGCAUGUGUCGAGGGUGAAAGUUUUUUUUUCAAAAUAUGUUUUUAUAUGUAACGAGUUGUGGAUAAUAAUGAAUUCUACUUUCUUUUC